This is a messenger RNA of Panicum virgatum (switchgrass), 2105 nucleotides long. RefSeq lists its product as uncharacterized. Bases 203 to 1777 code for a protein of 524 amino acids. The record is from RefSeq and is a predicted model, not a curated record. Lineage: Eukaryota; Viridiplantae; Streptophyta; Magnoliopsida; Poales; Poaceae. The transcript is spliced from 5 exons.
CCAUCACUCCGCGACGCACUACUCCCUCCUCUUUCUUGCCCGCUCGACUAUCCCACCAGUCACCACCACCACAGCACCACCCCACCCGUGCGCGGCGGCAGCGGCAGCACCGCGUGCGCCGGGGAGACCCGGGCCCUAGCCUGCUCAGUCUCGCCGGAGCGGCGGCAAUGGCUGCGGGCGGCGAUGCGUGAGUGCGCGCGGCAUGGGGAAGGAGGAGGGCGGGGGGCGGCAGCAGCCGACGCCGGCGGAGGGAGGGCCAGGAGGAAGCGGCGGCGGAGGAGGCGGAGGAAGAGGAAUAGCGGGGUGGUGUAGCAACUGGUGCAGCGGGGCCGUGCGGCCGCAAUGCGUGGGUGCGCUGCUGCUCGGCGCCGCCGUGGCGCUCUCCGCGCUCUUCCUGCUCCCGCCCUUCGCGGGGCGGCGCGGCGGCGCCGCCGCGCCGGAUCAGGGCGGCGCGUUCGCAGCUGAUGUUGUGGCAAGCUUUAUGCUACAGAAGACAGUUUCUGAGCUGAGUGGAAGUACAUCUAAGCUUGAAUUUGACAUCUAUGAGGAAGUUGGCAUCCCUAACUCAACUGUGGCUAUAAAUUUUCUACAACCAUUAGGUGCAUCAAAUUGGUCAUAUGUGAUCUUCAGUAUUAUUCCUUAUCCAAUAUUCUCAACUAUGUCACCAACUUGGUUGAGCAUCCUUAGGGCUUCUUUUAUGUCCUUGGUUGUAGAGCAGUCAAAACUCCACCUGACAGAGUCUCUAUUUGGGAGUUCAUCAAACUUUGAGGUGCUUAAGUUCCCUGGUGGAAUUACCAUUAUCCCUCCACAGGCUGCGUUUCUUCUUCAGAAACCCUAUGCAUCUUUCAACUUCACUCUGAAUUUCCCAAUCUACAAAGUACAAGAGAAAACAAAUGAGUUGAAACACCAAAUGAAGUCCGGACUACGUCUCAAUCCUUAUGAGAACCUCUACAUCAAAUUGACAAGUUCAAAAGGUUCAACGGUUGCUCCUCCAACAAUUGUUGAGGCCUCCAUAGUUCUUGAAGUUGGAAAUCAUCAGCCAUCCGUUCCAAGGAUGAAACAGUUGGCCCAAACAAUAGCUAAUUCGUCCUCAGGAAACUUGGGACUGAAUCACACUGUGUUUGGCAGAGUAAAGCAGAUAAGCCUUUCUUCUUAUCUUAGACAUUCUUUGCACAGUGAGGGUGGAGGUGGUACUGAUGCAUCUAGUCCAGCACCUAUGCCUUAUCAAGAUCAUCCUCACCACCACCACCACCAUCACCACCACCACCACCGCCACCAUCAUCACCAUGAACACCAUCACCACCAUCACAAUAGUCAUGAGGACAAGAAGCAUUUUGCUCCAUCUCCUGCUCCUGUAUAUUCUCCUGUCCAACAGCCCAAAUAUAGAUCUCCAUCCCCAUCUUGUCCAUACGGAUACGCCAACAAGCCAAAGAAUAAAGCUCCUGUAGGCCCAACUGCUGAACCAGUAGCUAGUAACCAUCAUUAUGCUUCCCCUGCAACCAUACCUUGUGCAGUGCUGCCACCAUCCAUUAGUUCAUCGCCUUCUGUUCAUCACUCUCCUAAUAAUCCCAGGAGACACAACAGUGCCCUCGCUCCUUCUCCAGCACUUGCGAAGCCCCAUUUGCAUACAGCAACUCGCGUUCCUGGACAUCAUCCUGCUCCAACACCAGCUGUGCCCCCCGCUCCUCAUUCAUCAUAUGCCACACAAAGGUAUUCUUCUUGCCUUUGGCAGUGGGCCCUCACACUGCUCAUGUGUAUGCUGAUGGGUCUGCCAUGACGAGGGCAACUGUUAGGAACUAAAAAUAGUCCAGAACAAGCAGAACUGCUGUUCCGAGACGGUUGUAGGCACAGAAUAAUGCAACCAGGCUGGAGGUGAUGUUGUAUACUUGGAGAGCGUGUGUAUAUGGAUAGGGGAUAUAAAGCAGCAACUGGGCAUCUGUGGGUAUGUGUGUAUAGUGGCCAAAGCCAGAUGCGGCAGGCCCCUGUGUGUUUGCACAUAUGUUUGCCCUGCGUUGCUCAAAACACAGAUGGUGAAAUCCAGUAUAGGCGCUUACACAAAAAGAGUUGCCUCCAGUUCUCUGGGACUCGGAAUUUGUGUUGGCCGA